AACGACCGCUUUUAACCACACUGCGCAUGUGCCGUGUGUUUGUACCGAGUGAAAUGGCCUUAAAAAUAACUUCCAGACUCUUUGGACUGACUCACCGGGUCGUUUCCUGCCAUACGGCCUCCUCCAGCUGCAGCGGACGGUUUAAGGUCCAACAUGACCGACAGAACCGACGCUUCACGGUCACUACGGGCAGCAGCGGUGAAGGGGACAGUGAAUGCGCCAUGCUGUACUACAGGUUCACCGGGCAGAAGGAGGUGGACCUGAUGUCCACAUUCGUUCCUGAAACAUUUCGAGGCCAAGGCAUUGCUGCUGCCCUGUCCCAGGCAGCCAUGGACUUCCUGGCCGAGGAGCAGCUGAAGGCUCGAGUUUCCUGCUGGUACAUAAAGAAAUACAUUGAUGAGCAGCCGGAGCAGCAGUUUAAAGACUUCAUCAUCUCCUGAUUAUUGGAACAGUCACUUCAUAAUCUGCACUUCAAGUGAAUCAAAUCUUCAGGACCAGUAAUGUGUUGAAGCUUAUUUAGAAAAUCUCUGCAAUUCUUUUCUAAUUUAUUCAAAUAUUUGUACAAUUUAUUCUUGUUUAUAAGAUUUUAAUUAAUUAAAAACAUAUAAUCAAAGCACAUUUUUAUUAUUAGAGGCAGAAAUGAUUUGCUGAAAACCAACAGGAAGUGCAGCUGUUGGCUGCGCUUUUCCACGUCGCAUAAAAACAAAACUAAUAAGUUCUGUUAAGAUUUUACAUAACAAACCAGCUCAAUGUAGAGCAUAAUUAAAAACUGUUUUCAACCA
Messenger RNA from Poecilia latipinna (sailfin molly), 782 nucleotides. Its product is annotated as protein NATD1-like. The transcript is spliced from 3 exons. The record is from RefSeq and is a predicted model, not a curated record. Lineage: Eukaryota; Metazoa; Chordata; Actinopteri; Cyprinodontiformes; Poeciliidae. The coding region runs from base 27 to 440 and encodes 137 amino acids.